Hansenula anomala is the source of this 1332-nucleotide messenger RNA. RefSeq names its product serine/threonine protein kinase MEK1 (gene MEK1). The coding region runs from base 1 to 1332 and encodes 443 amino acids. Gene Ontology annotation, molecular function: protein serine/threonine kinase activity; protein binding; ATP binding. Gene Ontology annotation, cellular component: nucleus; cytoplasm. Lineage: Eukaryota; Fungi; Ascomycota; Saccharomycetes; Phaffomycetales; Wickerhamomycetaceae. Gene Ontology annotation, biological process: protein phosphorylation; meiotic recombination checkpoint signaling. The record is from RefSeq and is a predicted model, not a curated record. The transcript has 4 exons.
AUGGCUUGUGAUAGUGAAAGAAAAGUAACAUUGGGUGAACUAGUUGUAAUUGACAGGUACAAUGAUCUAGGCGAAGAUGAUAAUAUGGCAGAUUCUGUGGCAUUAUACAAAGGUAUUCGAUUGACCAUCGGUAGGAACGUUAACAAUGAUAUUGUGAUCAAUCAUCCAGCAGUCUCCGGAGAGCACUGUGUUAUAUGGGCGAUUCAAUUUGAUGAUAAUUCUAUUCCAUUAAUUUAUCUCAAAGAUUUGUCAUUAAAUGGAACCUAUGUCAAUGAUAACAAGAUCGCUAAAAAUUCAGUUUCAUUGUUAAAUCAUGGUGACGUGAUAACAAUUGAAUAUGGAAUUGAAAUUGAAUAUCAAUCUGUAUUUGGUUACCAGGAAUCUGAGUAUGGGGAAGAGAUUAUCUCAAAAGGCUCAAUCUGUAAAGAAUUCAAAAACUGGACUAUUUCAAAUAGAAUAUUGGGUAAUGGAACUUUUGGAUAUGUUUUUGUAUCUCAGAGAAAAGUUGAUUCUAAGUUAUGUGCUGUUAAGGUUAUCAAAAACACACCAAAUGUUAUUCCAUUUGAAGCCAAAGUAUUGAUGAAGUUGAGCCAUCCAAAUAUUAUAAAUGUCUAUGAGACAAAAAUCAUUGGGAACCAAUUAUACAUCUUUGAAGAUUUGAUUUGUGGAGGGGACUUAUUCUCCUAUUUAGCUAAAGGUGACUCCUUAACGGCUUUGCCAGAAUUUGAAGCACUAGUUAUUGCGUACCAAGUAUUAGGUGCCCUUCGUUAUCUUCAUCAAAAUAAUAUAGUUCAUCGUGAUUUAAAAUUGGAUAACAUUUUGUUGGCUUCACCUGAACCUUUUACCAGAAUUGUUCUUGCAGAUUUUGGAAUUGCUAAAUCAAUAUGUUCAACAAAAAGAAGAAUGUUUACCGUUGUUGGAACUCCAGAAUAUUGUGCACCAGAAGUUGGAUUUGAUUCCACAAAGAAUCCUGAAUUUAACACCGGAAUAUUGAAAAAACUCUCAUUGGUAAAAAGAGGAUAUGACUCAAAAUGUGACAUAUGGUCCCUUGGAAUAAUCGUUCAUAUAAUUUUGAGUGGAAUCUCACCUUUUUAUGAAGAUGGUAAUGAAAUAAAUAUCAUCAAAGCAGCUAAAAGAGGGAGUUUAAAGUUUCACUUAAAACAAUGGGCAAAGAUUUCUGAUUCAGCUAAGGAUUUUGUUCAAUCAUUGUUGUGUGUUGAUAUUGAGAAAAGAUUCAAUGUUAUGGAAUGCUUUGAACACAAGUGGAUCACGAUUCACGAAGCUGAACUUGCAAGAGUCAAUGCAAAGAUUUUUUCAAACUUUAGAGAUUGA